ACCCCUCCCUAGUUACAAUGGUUUAUCCCAUCAUGGACGCCAUUCACUGACGUUACUGGAGACACUGGCAGCUCUCACAGCAGCAUCAUGAGUGAGCUGAAGGACUGUCCCCCACUGAAAUACUACGACUUCAAACCUGUGGAGCAUGUGAAGGUGUGUCCCCGAUACACUGCGGUGCUCGGCCGGUCAGAGGACGAUGGCAUCGGCAUCGAGGAGCUGGACACCCUGCAGCUGGAGCUGGAGACCCUGCUGUCCUCCGCCAGCCGCCGCCUGCGAGCCCUGGAGGAGCAGAGACAGAUCCUCACAGACUGGCAGGACAAGAAGGGAGACAAGCGGUUCCUGAAGCUGGGAAAAGACCCGGACCCUGCCGCCUCUACUCGCCACAAACCAAAGAAGCAGAAGUUGGACGGAAAAGGCGGUCACGCUCCGGGUCCAGGUCCUGGCAGACCCAAAUCCAAAAAUCUCCAGGCCAAAGCCCAAGAGUAUGAAUUUACUGACGAUCCACAAGACAUUCCCCGCACGCCCAAAAAUGAUGCACCCAACAGAUUUUGGGCCUCAGUCGAGCCAUAUUGUGCUGACAUCACAAAUGAAGAGAUACGAUUGCUGGAAGAGCUUCUGAAACCCCCGGAGGAUGAGGCUGAGUAUUUUAAAAUCCCAGCUCUGGGGAAACACUACUCUCAGCGGUGGGCUCAGGAAGAUCUGCUGGAGGAGCAGAGGGAAGGAGCGCGAGCCAACGACAAGAAAAAGAGCCUCACGGGAGGACCACUGUCUGAGCUGGAUGCUAAAGAUGUGGAGUCCCUGUUGAAAAAGUCUGAGUCCCAACACGACUCUCCAGAAGACGGAUGUCCCUUCGGUCCUCUCACGCAGCGUCUGCUCCAGGCUCUCGUAGAGGAGAACAUUAUAUCCCCCAUGGAGGAUUCACCCAUACCCGACAUUUCAGGGAAGGAUGCGAAUGACGGAGCUGGGACUUCUCCUCGGAGCCAAGGAAAAGCCUAUAGUGUUCCUCACACCCGCACCCUGGAGGCCCGGAUCAAAGAGGAGCUGGUGGCUCAGGGUCUGCUGGACUCUGAGGAGCGUCCCGGUCCAGGAGGAGACUCUGAGGACGAGGUGCUGGCGGAGCUGCAGAAGAGACAAGCCGAGCUCAAAGCCCUCACCACUCACAACAGAUCCCGCAAACAGGAACUGCUCCGGUUGGCGAAAGAGGAAAUGCGCAAGCAGGAGCUGAGGCAGAGAGUCAGGGUGUCUGACAACGAGGUGAUGGAGGGAUUUCGACGUAUCAUGGCAGCUAGACAGAAGAAACGCACUCCAACCAAGAAGGAGAAGGACCAAGCCGGGAAGGCCCUGAAGGAGAGGGAGAGCAUCCUCAAGUUACUGGAUGGAUAGAGGAAGAAAAUCUGCGUCUGGUUUUUAUCUGGAUGAGUCUUUGUGAACUGUGACAGUGAACAGCUGUGUUUCUGGUGAUGUGUGAUACGGUUUACUGCAGGUCUGUGUGAAUUAAGUAGAGAUAUGUCUGUAUUAGUUGUAAUGUUAUGUACAGCAGAAUGCUCAUUUGAUCAGUAACAUUUUGUACGCAUCAAAGACUUGCUCUUUAUUUUUUGAAUAUUUUUCUUUGUUAGUUGAAUGUUGAUGUUGCUUUUUCUUUUUACCAUUGUGAUGUUAUGAAAACAAUACACAUGAAUGUUUGAAUAAAUAAGUUCCACCUAAAAACA
This is a messenger RNA of Trematomus bernacchii (emerald rockcod), 1709 nucleotides long. It is a transcript of the gene tada3l, whose product is annotated as transcriptional adaptor 3 (NGG1 homolog, yeast)-like. NCBI's taxonomy places the organism in Eukaryota, Metazoa, Chordata, Actinopteri, Perciformes, Nototheniidae. The coding region runs from base 88 to 1383 and encodes 431 amino acids. Gene Ontology annotation, biological process: regulation of transcription by RNA polymerase II. The transcript is spliced from 9 exons. Gene Ontology annotation, cellular component: SAGA complex. The record is from RefSeq and is a predicted model, not a curated record. Gene Ontology annotation, molecular function: transcription coactivator activity.